ACAUGCUUGGGUUGAGUUGGUGUAACAGAGGAAGUGAUGCGUCCACCUUUGCGUACUUGCGUCCUGAUAAAUAGCCAUCCUCAGUGCCACCACUGCACCACAGCUCUUAAUCCAGCCUUUCACUCUCUAAGCUCUCAGGACCCCAGGACAUAAGCCUCUCAACUUUCAAUUGGAUAUUGGAACAUAUUUGAAUACAAAAAGAAUGAGGGCUACCAUUGUGAUUCUUUGUCUUGUGGGUGCAGCCAUGGCCAACCCUAUAAUAGUCAACACAACUAUGGACAGUGAAGUGAGCCCAUUAUCAGGGGUCUCAUCCGUAUUAGACUCUGUGGAGCUCACAGGCCUGCCUGAGUUGAAGGCGCACAAUUCGUCCGAGUCGGAGUCCUCAGAGCAGAGCAACACAUCCGAGCUGAAGAGUACCUCUGUGUCAUCGUCCUCCUCUUCAUCAUCAUCAUCAUCUUCAGAAGCAAGCAUCUCUUCAGAGCAACUGCCCCAGAGUACAGCUGCGUCGGAUUCAUCCAGUCAGAGUGACACUUCAGAGCAAUCGAGUUCUCAAGAAAACACAUCUGAGGACACAACUUCAGAAUCUUCUGAGUCAGAUGAAUCUAAAUCCAAUGAUUUGACCUCAGAUGAGAGCCCAAGCAAAUCACUGGAAGACACGACAUCAGAGGAGAGUCACUCCCUUGAAGACAAGUUUAAUGUAGUGGAGACUGGAGUCACCAGGGACGACAGCAGAGGAAGCAAAGAGAACCUCCGGAGGUUCUUCAAGGUUUAUGCUGUCAAAGCAAAUAGGCCUACUGUCAGUGAUUCACACCAGUCGGAGGAGAGCAACAGCAUCUCCAACGAAAUCCUAGAGACGACUGCAGGACCAAGCCAUUCUGUCGAGAGCGUAAGCAGCGAGGAUAGCAAAGCUAGCAUGGGCCUCGAUUUGAGAAACAGCACCGAGGACAGUGCCAGUGUAGAGAGCAUGGAGAACAACAGCACAGAGAGCGUGGAGAACAACAGCGCCGAAAGCACGGAGAGCGACGAGGACAGUGAGGUUGCGGUCAGUCACGAGAGCCACGAGAGCAAAUCUGCCGAGUGUCCCCCAGGAAGUGACCAAGACUGUGACAGUGACAGCGACGAGUCUAACAUGAGAGACAUUGGCGACGCUGGUGACCCCGAGCCCUUCGACGGCCUCUUCAUGCCCUUCGACAGACCAGGGGAGUUGAUGCUGCGAAGAUGACACCAUCUAUAGCCACACACCUUGUUCUGCGUUGCACUUUUAUUUAAUUUAAAAACACCAAUAGUCCUAUAUUUGUUUUCCUCGGCCUUCCAUGUGUUGAAUACUUUUAUGUGACUGCUGAUAGAUCACUGAACUGUAUACUGUAACUUAUCAUUUUUGUGACGUUUUAUUUGGUUAAUGUUAUUUCCGUGAUAUUUGCCAUAUAUCAAGUGAAUGUGUUUUAUAUGAAAUGGUAGGCUACUCUAUAUUUAAAUAGAUAUAUAUUUCAAAAUUAGUUUGCACUGCAUUUUUGUAUGCCUUUGCUGUAAUUAAGUAUGUUUGUUAAUAGCAGAAAGAAACACACCAAAGAGUAUCUUAUAA
This is a messenger RNA of Sardina pilchardus (European sardine), 1582 nucleotides long. It is a transcript of the gene scpp1, whose product is annotated as secretory calcium-binding phosphoprotein 1. The record is from RefSeq and is a predicted model, not a curated record. The transcript has 13 exons. Bases 203 to 1222 code for a protein of 339 amino acids. Lineage: Eukaryota; Metazoa; Chordata; Actinopteri; Clupeiformes; Clupeidae. Gene Ontology annotation, biological process: cell adhesion; ossification.